Sporothrix brasiliensis 5110 is the source of this 510-nucleotide messenger RNA. RefSeq lists its product as uncharacterized. The transcript is spliced from 3 exons. The coding region runs from base 1 to 510 and encodes 169 amino acids. Lineage: Eukaryota; Fungi; Ascomycota; Sordariomycetes; Ophiostomatales; Ophiostomataceae. The record is from RefSeq and is a predicted model, not a curated record.
AUGGAUGCCGUUACUGCCUACAGCCUCGCGUCGCUGGGCUGGCUCAGUGCCCAAGCGCUGCCUCUCAUUGUGUGGCCGUCGUUUGUAGUCUCGCUUGUGGUGACGCAAGGCCCGGUUCCUGCCGUCGCCGUCUACUUUGCUCGCGCUCUUGGCCUCGGUCAGCUGGCCCUGGCCCUGCAGACACUGGUUCUCUCCGGCUUGCUCCCUCUGCACGCUGUGGACAACGACCACGGGUCUGCCUCACCCUACGCCUGGGCCGCCUUGUUUGUCACGACGCUCUACCACGGCGCGGCUGCCUUUUACAGCUACGGCUGCUAUUACUACGACAUCCACCCGACAGUCACGGCCUUCUUGGUGGGCUGCACGGGCAGCAGCAUUCUAGCGGCCAUUGGGGUGUGGUGUUUGCUCUUUGGCGAGGGCAGCCGGAUCAGCAAGCGGACGGGGGCAGACAAGCGGACGAGUGGGUUCCCCUUUACGAACAAGGAGGCCGAGAAGCGCAAGGUGCGGUAG